AUGGAUACCUCCAAAGUCUCAAUAUUCAAGACUUAUGAAAAGCCUCGAGGUCAAGGAGGUGCGAGUUCUUUCGCAACCUUCAUGAUCAUCGGUCCCGUAUGCUUCUUCCUGGGUAUUCUCUUCUCCUCCUUCCCCUACGAUUAUCCUCUCCUCUGGACCACCGAAAGCACACCGGAUGCCUACUACAGUUUCAUCGAAGAGCACCUAAAAUUCAUGCACGCCUCUCCCCCGAUCAUCCCACGUAUCCUGCACAUCGUCAUCUCGGUCGGAUUCAUCGGGAUCUUCAUUAAGCUCUUUAAGCCCUCGGAAGCCAACCUUCUGUUUGAUGGCGCAUCGCUUGUUCUGUAUGUCGUGGGCGUCGUGGUCUAUAUCACCAACAUUGUAAAAGGAAUGCGCAUUGUGACGCUCGGGUUAUAUGGAGAAGCAGGUGCGCCAGAAGGAGAACCAGGGGUGGGAAGAGAAGAUAGUUUGAGGGUUUUGGCAGCGAGUAAUACGAUUUUGGCUUUGGUGUUGGUGGGAGUGUUGGUCUUGCAGGCGGGUCAGUGGUAUGCGGAGCGCAAGGAUCAUGAUGAGACGGAAAAGUAUGAGAAGAAGGAACAAGAGAAAAAGGAACAAGAGAAGAAGCAGAGGAGUGGAAGUGGGCACGUAACGAGAUCGGUGUCGAAGAAGAGACAGUGA
Messenger RNA from Sclerotinia borealis F-4128, 678 nucleotides. The record is from the annotation of a GenBank genome assembly. NCBI's taxonomy places the organism in Eukaryota, Fungi, Ascomycota, Leotiomycetes, Helotiales, Sclerotiniaceae.